This is a messenger RNA of Salvia hispanica, 305 nucleotides long. NCBI's taxonomy places the organism in Eukaryota, Viridiplantae, Streptophyta, Magnoliopsida, Lamiales, Lamiaceae. The record is from RefSeq and is a predicted model, not a curated record.
UCUUACCUCAUUCAAUUCCAGUGGCUAAACCAAAUUGAAGGAGUAGAGAAAGAGGGCUUAUCGACGAGAAUUCUUCACCUAAGAAACAAUUGAAAUUUUCACAAAUGAGUGCAGGAGGAGCAUUUGGUGGAAACAGAGGAGCAAGACCAGUGCCACCAGAAAAGGGUGUUUUCCCUUUGGAUCAUAUGCAUUUAUGUGAUCUGGAAAAGAAAGACUAUAUCAACUGUCUCAAGUUUGAGGGCCAUAAAUCUGAAAAAUGCAGACACUUCUCCAAGAAGUAUCUUGAGUGUCGUAUGGAGAAGUAA